Messenger RNA from Elephantulus edwardii (Cape elephant shrew), 2862 nucleotides. RefSeq names its product ATP-binding cassette, sub-family C (CFTR/MRP), member 12 (gene ABCC12). Gene Ontology annotation, biological process: transmembrane transport. Lineage: Eukaryota; Metazoa; Chordata; Mammalia; Macroscelidea; Macroscelididae. Gene Ontology annotation, molecular function: ATP binding; ABC-type transporter activity; ATP hydrolysis activity. The record is from RefSeq and is a predicted model, not a curated record. The transcript has 21 exons. Gene Ontology annotation, cellular component: membrane. The annotation marks the transcript as partial.
AAAAUUCUCAUAAAUAAAAGCCCCCCGUCUUACAUCACCCAGCCCGAAGACCCAGAUACUGUCUUGCUUUUAGACAAUGCCACCUUGACAUGGGAGCAAGAGAGCAACAGGACAAGUGAUCCAGAGAAAGUACAGAACAAGAAGACCCGUGCUCUUAAGAGGCAUGUGCCACGUGAGACAAGUUCACCAGUCCAUGGAGUGACAGGUCUGGAAGAGCAAAGUGACAGCCACAAAUGGGUUCUGCACAAGAUAAGCUUUGCAGUGAGAAAGGGGAAGGUCUUAGGAAUAUGUGGAAAUGUUGGGAGUGGAAAGAGUUCGCUCAUUGCAGCUCUCCUAGGACAGAUGCAGUUGCAAGAAGGCGUGGUGGCUGUGAAGGGAACUUUGGCCUAUGUCUCCCAGCAAGCUUGGAUCUUCCAUGGAAAUGUGAGAGAAAACAUACUGUUUGGAGAAGAGUAUGAUCAUCAAAGGUAUCAGCACACAGUGCGUGUCUGUGGCCUCCAGAAGGACCUGAGAAGCCUGCCUUAUGGAGAUCUGACGGAGAUUGGGGAGCGGGGCCUCAAUCUCUCUGGGGGGCAGAGGCAGAGGAUCAGCCUGGCUCGUGCUGUCUACUCCAACCAUGACAUCUACCUGCUGGACGACCCCCUGUCCGCUGUGGAUGCCCACGUCGGGAAGCAUGUCUUUGAAGAAUGCAUUAAGAAGAUGCUCCGGGGCAAGACCAUCGUCCUGGUGACCCACCAGCUUCAGUUCCUGGAGUCUUGUGACGAGGUCAUUUUGUUAGAAGAUGGAGAGAUUUGCGAACGGGGAACCCACCCGAAGUUGAUGGAGCAGAGAGGGCACUAUGCAAAAUUAAUCCACAACCUCAGAGGAUUGCAAUUCAAGGAUCCUGAGCAUAUUUACAAUGCAGCCAUGAUGGAAGCCCUCGAGGAGAGCCCCGCUGAGAGAGACGAAGACACUGUUUUGGCUCCAAGAGAUGAGAAAAAUGAACGGAAAGAAUCUGAAACAGACAUAGAAUUUGUAGACAUAAAAGUUCCUGUGCAUCAGCUCGUCCAGACUGAAUCCCCUGGGGAAGGGUCAGUGACCUGGAAAACGUACCACACAUACAUUAAGGCUUCUGGAGGGUACUUUCUCUCUCUCUUGGUUAUGUUCCUCUUCCUCCUGAUGAUUGGCAGCCCUGCCUUCAGCAACUGGUGGCUGGGUAUCUGGCUAGACAAAGGCUCACAGACAACCUGUGGUCCCGAGGGCAAUAAGACUGGAUGUGAGAUUGGCGCGGUGCUGGCAGACACAGGGGAGCACCUGUACCAGUGGGUGUAUGCAGGGAGCAUGGUGUCUGUGCUCGUGUUUGGCAUCGUCAAAGGCUUCACCUUCACCAAGACCACGCUGAUGGCAUCCUCCUCAUUACACGACCAGGUGUUUGACAAGAUUUUAAAAAGCCCAAUGAGCUUCUUUGACACGACUCCCACCGGCCGGCUAAUGAACCGUUUUUCCAAGGAUAUGGAUGAGCUGGAUGUGAGGCUGCCGUUUCACGCCGAGAACUUUCUGCAGCAGUUUUUUAUGGUGCUGUUUAUCCUUGUGAUUCUGGCUGCUGUGUUUCCUGCUGUCCUUUUAGUCCUGGCCGGCCUGGCUGUAGGCUUCAUUGUUCUCUUACGCGUGUUCCACAGAGGAGUCCAGGAGCUCAAGAAGGUGGAGAACAUCAGCCGCUCGCCCUGGUUUUCCCAUAUAACCUCAUCCAUGCAAGGCUUGGGCAUCAUUCACGCCUAUGACAAGAAGGAGGACUGUAUCAACAAGUUUAAAAUGCUUAAUGAUGAAAAUUCCAGUCACCUCCUCUAUUUUAAUUGUGCUCUCAGAUGGUUUGCUCUGAGAAUGGAUGUCCUCAUGAACAUUGUUACUUUGAUCGUGGCCUUGCUGGUGACCCUCAGUUUCUCCUCAAUCAGUGCUUCUUCCAAAGGCUUGUCGCUGUCUUACAUCAUCCAGCUAAGCGGACUGCUCCAAGUGUGUGUGCGAACAGGAACAGAGACUCAAGCCAAAUUCACCUCGGUGGAGCUCCUCAGGGAAUAUAUUUUGACCUGUGCUCCUGAAUGCCCUCACCCCACUGAAGCGGAGGCCUGUCCCAAGGACUGGCCCAGCCGUGGGGAGAUAACAUUCAAAGACUAUCAGAUGAGAUACAGAGACAACACUCCCCUUGUUCUCGAUGGGUUGAACCUGAACAUCCAGAGUGGGCAGACAGUUGGGAUUGUUGGAAGAACAGGUUCCGGAAAGUCAUCAUUAGGAAUGGCCUUGUUUCGUCUGGUGGAGCCAGCCAGCGGCACAAUCUUCAUUGAUGAGGUGGAUAUCUGCACCAUCAGUUUGGAGGCCCUCAGAACCAAGCUGACUGUGAUUCCCCAGGAUCCUGUCCUGUUUGUAGGUACAGUAAGGUACAACUUGGAUCCCUUUGAGAGUCACACUGACGAGAUGCUCUGGCAGGUUCUUGAGAGAACAUUCAUGAAAGACACAAUAAUGAAACUCCCUGAAAAAUUACAGGCAGAAGUCACAGAAAAUGGAGAAAACUUCUCAGUAGGGGAACGUCAGCUGCUUUGUAUGGCUCGGGCUCUUCUCCGUAAUUCAAAAAUCAUCCUCCUGGAUGAAGCCACUGCCUCCAUGGACUCCAAGACUGACACCCUUGUCCAGAACACCAUCAAAGAAGCUUUCAGAGGCUGCACAGUGCUGACCAUUGCCCACCGCUUAAACACAGUUCUUAACUGCGACCGAGUUCUGGUUAUGGAAAGCGGGAAGGUGGCCGAGUUUGACAAGCCGGAAGUUCUCGCUGAGAAUCCAGAUUCCGUGUUUGCAAUGUUACUGGCAGCAGAAAACAAAGUCCGGUUGUAA